Eutrema salsugineum is the source of this 1510-nucleotide messenger RNA. RefSeq names its product NAC domain-containing protein 86. Gene Ontology annotation, molecular function: DNA binding. Gene Ontology annotation, biological process: regulation of DNA-templated transcription. The transcript has 6 exons. The record is from RefSeq and is a predicted model, not a curated record. The coding region runs from base 17 to 1510 and encodes 497 amino acids. NCBI's taxonomy places the organism in Eukaryota, Viridiplantae, Streptophyta, Magnoliopsida, Brassicales, Brassicaceae.
AUCAGAGAAUAUAUACAUGGCUCCAGUCUCGUUGCCUCCUGGUUUUAGGUUCCAUCCAACGGAUGAAGAACUAAUCACCUACUAUCUCAAAAGAAAGAUCAACGGUCGUGAGAUCGAGCUAGAGAUUAUCCCUGAAGUAGACCUCUACAAGUGUGAGCCAUGGGACUUGCCAGGAAAAUCAUUGCUUCCUAGCAAAGACCAAGAGUGGUACUUCUUCAGCCCAAGGGACAGAAAGUACCCAAAUGGCUCAAGAACAAACCGGGCAACAAAAGGUGGUUAUUGGAAAGCCACGGGCAAAGACCGGCGGGUGAGUUGGAGAGACCGAGCCAUAGGAACCAAGAAAACAUUAGUCUAUUAUCGUGGUCGCGCCCCACAUGGUAUUAGGACCGGUUGGGUCAUGCAUGAAUAUCGCCUCGAUGAAACCGAAUGCGAGCCUACUGCGUUUGGCAUGCAGGAUGCAUAUGCACUUUGCCGCGUUUUUAAGAAGAUAAUCGUUGAAGCGAAACCAAGAGACCAACUUCAGCAGCAUCGUCAGCCUUACGUCCACACGAGCUCCAAUAUAAGUGGUAACUCAAGUUUUGACGUUUGUUCAGAUCUUGAAAUAAGUUCAAAUACACAUCAAGUUCAGCCUUAUAAUAACGCUACCGAUACUCAACCGCGAUUUGGAAACGCAAACGCAAUGGGUGAUCAUGAUGACUGGUCGCAAUACUUGUCACAAGACAUACCUACAAGCUUUUCAAAUUAUGGAUCCUCUUAUGGACCGUACCUCACUCAACCAAAGGUGAAUAUAGAAAUUGAAUGUGACAUGUUGCAACAUCAAAUGUCAUUGCCACCAUUGCGAGUAGAAAACUCGCCGGUUCAAACCAGCGAUUUCUCCAAUGGAAUGAAUCAAAACAGCGGUCAAUGCGGUUUCAACGACUUUACUUUCGCAACAAGUAACUCCACCCAGCACUAUAACAGCAACGUUGAUGAUCAUUUGAUAAACAUUGGAAAUCUCGAUGAACAAUUUCUCAAUGCUGGAGACUCGACAUGGAUGAGAAUGUCUAACGAAAAUUUAAAACAGAGUUUUAUAGAAGAAGAAGAGAUUUUGCCAAGUUUCGAGGAUAAUGAUCAAGAACUUGAAUUUUAUGGUGGAUCUCGGACCAAUACAAUCAACAACAUAGAGAUCGAUGAUUUUUUCUCGUUUGAGAACCGAGUAGAAGACAACGACAACUCAAACACAACCCUAAAUUCAUCAGGAUUCGGAAUGAUCGAGGAAGAGAUCAGAGUAAACCAUAAAAUGCUCAUUUGCACACGUCAAACAACGGAAGUUUUAUACUACCAAGUCGUACCAUCGCAGAUAUUGAAAAUACACAUAAACCCGGCUCAUGGAAUUGAAGAGAGCACUAUGCUGACGGAAGAAGGCAAGGAUUCUUGGUUCCAGAAGGCUGAAAAUGUUGCCAAGAUGAAACUGAAGCAGAUUAGUUUAGUUGCAAAACAUUAUUACAAAUGUCUCACAAUUAUUUUCUGA